This is a messenger RNA of Chilo suppressalis (striped riceborer), 4814 nucleotides long. The record is from the annotation of a GenBank genome assembly. Lineage: Eukaryota; Metazoa; Arthropoda; Insecta; Lepidoptera; Crambidae.
CACUGUCACCCACUAGCACAAAUAUUUGUUUGGUUGGAAAUCGAAACGGUGGAGAACAUUUUAUUGCAACGAAUUGAUUUUAUUUUAUUUGUAUACAAAGUAAAUAUGGCCACAUACGACAAUAAAAUUUGGCUUCUUAAAAAUAUAAGAGAAGCCUUCAUUGCAACAGACGACACAGGUCUAUGUGAGAUAGUGAUGGCUGGUGAAGACUUUUCAAAAUUGUUCCAAAAUAAAGCUCUAGAAGAUAAAAAAAGAAUAAGAGAAGGCCAAUUAAGUCAACCAAGUACAAGUAGAGUCAAAGAAGGAAUGGGUGAUAUAUCCGAAGACGACGACGAAAAAGAAAUAGUUACUCAGUUUGACCCAUAUCCUGAUAUGGAAGAUAGUGAAGAAGAAUAUGGUAGCAGCUAUCUGCGUUAUGAAGAAUUUGGUGGACACAGGCAAAGGUCUAACACAGCCCAAUGGCUUGAUAAAAAGGAACAAGCUCUAAAGAAGGCAGCUAAAAUAAAAGUAAUUAAAUGGGAUGAUUCUUCUACUCAACUUAGUACUGAACAGAUAGCUGAAAUAUUCACAAGAUCAGAAGUUAAAAAGCCAGAAAAUAAGAAGUCGUUGCUAGCAGAGCAAAUGGAAAAAUGCCCUGAUCUCCCCCACCGGCAGUACCUGGAGUAUGCUAAAUUUGAUGGUACAGCUCAAAUGGGACUUCCUGUAAAAUCAUUCAAAAUUUUCAUGACGAUGUUACCAGAAAAGCAUCAAAACUAUCCUCUAGUUGUCUGCGUUAUUGCCAAUGCCAAGAUCAAAGAUUUAAUAGGUUUUACAUGCUACAAAUACAGCAUUGAACAUCCCGAAAUCAGUCUUGGAUCUGUGCAUAACUAUGGUCUAUGUAUAGCUGAGGAUGAUGGUGAAGUAGAUUGGGCAUUUCCUUGCUUGGAUAUCAAUGAACCGUGUUCAAAAUUUGGCUUUACUUGUCUUGGACUUGUUGAAUUGAAAAACAAGCAUGUGUUCGCUCAUGCUCCUUUGUCUAUACCUGAGGAAAGCAUGCUAGAGGUGUUCCCAAAAGCUGGUGAAUCAGGUCAAAGUCAUCAAAAUCCAUCAAGGCAACAUACAGGUGGAAGUGCGACAUCAGAAGCUGUUAGGAAGGCCAUAAAUGCAGUGAACCAAGAAAGAAAAGUAGCUGAAUCUGAACUAGACAAAAUUCAAUCUCAUUUAAAUGCAACUGACGCACCGCAAUACAAAACAUACAGAGUGCACUUAUUACGUAAAGUGAGGACUAACACUCUAGUUCAGUUGGGAAUAUCACUUGAGAGGAUUGAAGUGGAGCCCCUCGUUGCACAUAAGCAUCAAUUUUGGGUAAACUUCUAUUUAUUUUUAGUAAUAAAUACACAGAAUAAUAAAAAAAUCCAAGUACCUUUGUAAAGAUGCUGAAAUAAUAGUUAUGGGGAUUAUAGUAAGAGAAUUAUUUGUAAGGCAAGUGCUUAGUGCCCCUAAGUCACAGUGAAUAACGCUGUCAUCAUGGGAGUACUUACUAUUUUUUUUUGUAAUAUUAAACUCGCCUUAUACAAAAAUAUCAUCUAAGUAGUAUUAGGUCUUUACCUACGAAAUAGCCAUUUUGUGAUGAAAUAAGUUAACAUCCUUUUUAUCAAUACUUUUUAUUUUAAUUUAUCAAAGAUUACCCAUGCAAUCAAUGCAUUUUUGGCAACAUAGUGGUAACUGAUUGAUGCCCUUUUUGAAUAAGUCUGCUGGACGGCAGGCCACAAAUUCUUCAAACACGUUUUGAACUGCACCUUGGUUUUUCAGUGCUAAAAAGUAGAAGUCUGUAGAAGGUGUGUUGAGUAUGGUGUACGAAACGGUGUCCAAAAAUAAUUCCAUAUUUUAAAAACAAAAAUUCAAAUUAUUAUUGUUUUUAUAUGGAAUUCUUAGCGAAAAAAAAUUUACUUGAAAUAGCCAGUACGUACGGCAGAAGGCAAUUUCAUAGUCAAGAUCAAAAUAUUUUAGGCUCAAUAUAGACUCGGUGGCCUGGUGUCAAAUACUGGAAGCUAGAGCAAACAAAACGACAUUCCGACUAGUCUACUCACCAUCAAAUAGUAAUUACUACUGUGACCCGAACAAUUCAGGUGGAACCAGUUUCUUCCCUCCAAGCACAGUAUAUAAAAUCUAUGAUUUUGAAUGUGAACAUGAAAUGGCUAGGGAGAUUGUCGACAAAAUUAACACAAUACUCGAUCUAAGGAACAGCCCAUGCCGUCGUGAAUACAAAACCUCAAAAGAGAAAAAAACACAAACAAGAAGGAGUUUCCAAACCAGACAUUUAAGUUGAGUGAUAUUAGAAAACAACAAUGUUUCGCAAUGUAUUAAAAUUCUCAAAGUUCCUGUUUCAUAAACAUUCUAAUUUGUGAAUAGUCUAAUAGUCAAUAAGCCAUAAGUACCUUCUGAACCUUAAUACAGCCAGCUCUGAAAUUGCAAUCGAGAUUGAUUUGAUGCCAUUUCAAGUGAUGUUCACCACAUUAUUUUAGUGCCUCCAUCGUGUUUAUGGUAAGUGAUGAUUAAUUUGACCAUAAUGUAGUAGGUAGUAGAAAAGUAAUGUGGCGUUUGGCAUCACCUUUCUUUAUUAUUAGUUCCACAUAAUGUGUUCCUCACCUAGCGAAAUGCUCCGUGAUUAAACAAUUCCACUGCUAAAAGUGUUCAAAGAGACUGUAUUAAUAAUGUAUAUAUAUUCUAAUUAAUUGUUUUAGUUGCUACACAAUGCUGAUUAAAAAAGGUUUUUAUCAUUCUUAAAACUAGUUAAAUAAUAAUUAUUGAAUUGAAUCUCUUGACAUUUUAUAUACAUUUUUGUACACAGACUAAUAUUGUAUAACUGAAAUCAGACUGUUCAAAGUAGACUUGGUGGUGAAGCGACUAUUUGUACGAUUUUGUAAAAUCAACCUUGUAAUCAUUUAAAUAAAGGUUAAAUUCAUGUUUAAGAUUGAACAUUUUAUUGUGUAAAAAUAAAGUGCUGAAAUCCAUUUAUUAUGUAGUUAGUUUAAUUUAGUCGCUUAGCCGCCAUACCACAGUUGAUUGGCUCUCACAUAUUCUUAUACUUUAAUAGUGAAACUGAAUUUAUAUAACUUCUCUAAACAGUCCACACGGUAAAAUGUAACAAGCAUUUGAUAUUUUCAAAUAGUAUAAAAACUUUAGAUAACCCAUCCAUUUAAAAGUUUAAGCAAUACAAUUGCAGCUAAAAUUUAAUUACUUAGUUCAUGUGCCGUUAUCUAAUGUUUAUUAUAACUUAUUAUUAACAGUUAGUACUACUUGAGGGAGACAAGUUAUUCAGUAUUUUAAUAAAAACAAAAUGUUCAUUUUUUUCCUAUAACAAAAUUAUUAUUAUUUUAUAAGUGUAUUCAACCAAUUUUAGAGUUUUUAUUUCAUAUACGUCGCAUACUAUAAAGAAGACCUCACGACCCCAAGAAUCACUAUUCUGAAAAACAACAGCUUAUCAGAUCGCGCCCACCAAAACUUACAAUAUUAUUGUUCUAUUUUUUUAACUUUAACUUGUUUGAUGAAAGGCUUAUAAUCGAUAGUGAAAAUGUGAAAACCGAUGCUUAUAUAUAAAUAUUGCGUAAUAAAACCUAAUAAAGUGAGCCUUAAACUAAUAUUGUAUUUUAUGCCUUUUGUUUAAUAGAACAUGUGAGUUGAUGUCUUUCGUCUUGCACUCCGGCUCCUAGGGGGCGUUCACAUAGCGUGCCGUUUUACAGGUCCGUUAUUUGAUGACGUAUGUAGUUGUAUGAGAGUUUACACACAAUACAGUAUUCCGGAUACACACCCGACAAAAUAUGCAGCGGCUGGUUUUACGGGUCCGUUUAAACGUAUACAUUAUUAUUAUGAGCUACUUCUCACACAUGGUAGUAUAGUAAAAAAUCCCACACGCAACGGAAAUACUGAUGCGUUUUAUCGGAUCGAAACCGCGUGAAGCUUGGCACGGGGCGGCGGUGUGCGUUGUGCGUUGUGCUGCACACUCAAGCGCCAGUGUAAAUAUUACAACCACUAGCAUCGGAUCCGUAAAUCGGUCUUGUAAAUGCUGUGUCAAUAUUAUAAAGGCCCAAGCACCAGUUUCUGACAGACAACAGCACAAAGAUCCUGUAAAAACGGACGUUCUAUCUGUACGCGCCCUUAGAUUAAUCCAAGCUUGUUGCGUUGUUUGGGGCUUACACCUGUGCUAGCCGCGACUGGUACAACAGAUAUCCAAUGGUUCCUUUUCCGUCGUUAUAUUCAGAUAUUAUUUUUUGGAAUUAAAUACCACUUGGCAGUGUGUGGCUACACAAUCAUAAUGUCGAGCGAGCCGAUUGAAGGUUUUGAGCGGCUAGGCAAUAAAGUACUCUAGUAUUAGAUUUUACUUACUACGAAGUAUCGAAUCACAAUUUGUAACAGAGUCGCGGCUUGGUUUCAUGUUAAAGCAUCGCAACCUAUACCUACUCCUAAGCCUACUUGAACUAAUUUCGGAUGAUUUCACAACUUACAAAUCUGAUGAGAUAUUUUGUUACAUUUAUUUAGAUUUUAGAGCACUAUCGGGGGUUGAAUUUGCUGCACCAUAGAGACCUUAUGAUACCUUUUAAAAACAUUUUGGAAGUAUAUUCUGCAGAUAAUUCAUCAUUUUCAAAUAAUGAUGUUUUAAUUUUCUACCACCCAAUAAUACCUAUUAAUUUCUCUCUCUAGUCUAUACAAUUUCAUCCAAUUUCAAAAAUGUUCUCAUUAAUUUGGUUCAUAUCUUGAGACUCUUUUUAAAUUAAAUUAAAAAGAAACAAACACAUUAUUUAAUUAUGUAAAUACAAUAAGAAUUCUGAUUUUUC